AUGACUACGUCGUUAAAGAUUGAGGGGAAUUCUGAGGAAGCUAAGAAGCUGGUCAUGUUUCCGUUUACACUGUCAGAAGAUGCUGAAGAGUGGUUCUACUCUUUACCUGCUGGAAGCAUCACAACUUGGCAACAGAUGGAGACAACUUUUCUCAACAAGUACUUUCCGGCUUCUGCAUACAUCCGAAAGAGGUACGACAUAGUGAAUUUUAAACAGAAAGAAGGAGAGUCACUUGGAGAUGCGUAUAAGAGGUUCAAACGAUUGUUGGUUGCAUGUCCUACUCAUAAUAUGGAUGCAACGAAGCAAAUGAAGAAUUUUGUAAAUGGUCUUCGGCUGAAGACUAAGCAACUCAUUGACACAGCAGCUGGUGGCUCAACCAAUUUUACAACAGCCACUGGUAUUAAAAAGAUUAUCGAAGCCAUUGCAGCCAAUGAGCACCUGGAGUUGUAUGACCGCAGUGUUAGUCAACCCGAAGGGAUAAUUGACCUGAAAUUGGCAAACCAAGUGGUGAAGAUGGAAGAUCAAAUAGUAGCUGAAGUAGAAAGGAGACUGAAGAAGAUGGCUAUUGAUACCCAAACUGUUGCACAGGUUCAACAGGUUCAACCAACUCACACUAGUAAUUGCGAAAUUUGUGGAGGACCUCAUCUUACCGUACAUUGCGUUGCUACCGUACAACAAAUUGAGGAGAUCAAGUUUCUUAGGCAGAACAACCCUUAUUCAAACACAUACAAUCCGGGUUGGAAAACCCAUCCUAAUUUCUCAUGGAAGGAUCAACAAGGAAAUGUGCAGAACCAACCACAGCAACAACAAUUUCGACCUCAGCAACAACAACCGUAUCAACAACAUCAACAACAGUUUCAACAAUAG
Lathyrus oleraceus (garden pea) is the source of this 867-nucleotide messenger RNA. RefSeq lists its product as uncharacterized. The record is from RefSeq and is a predicted model, not a curated record. Lineage: Eukaryota; Viridiplantae; Streptophyta; Magnoliopsida; Fabales; Fabaceae. Bases 1 to 867 code for a protein of 288 amino acids. The transcript has a single exon.